This is a messenger RNA of Culex pipiens pallens (northern house mosquito), 1587 nucleotides long. Its product is annotated as all trans-polyprenyl-diphosphate synthase PDSS2-like. Gene Ontology annotation, molecular function: prenyltransferase activity. Gene Ontology annotation, biological process: isoprenoid biosynthetic process; ubiquinone biosynthetic process. The record is from RefSeq and is a predicted model, not a curated record. Bases 16 to 1551 code for a protein of 511 amino acids. The transcript is spliced from 3 exons. Lineage: Eukaryota; Metazoa; Arthropoda; Insecta; Diptera; Culicidae. Gene Ontology annotation, cellular component: mitochondrion; transferase complex.
UUGGUGGCCAGCUCAAUGAGUUUAGUACCCUACUCGUCCAUAGCGUCAACGCCGCAGAUUCGUGAGCUCUUCACGGCAGAGGGACACGGGUCAUGCGCGCGCUUGAUUUACUCGCCGAACGUGGCGCGCAGUCGGUUGAAGCACGUUGUCGCGUGGUGGCCAAAAUUGAAAGUACCUCCGACGGUUACAGUCAGCAUCAUGUCGCUCAGCAGGAUGGUCGCAGUGCAGCAACGCUGCUGGUCUCAGCUUAAAGUUCUAAGUGCAAGUGCGCCGACGGUGGCGGCCAACCAUCACAGACAACGGCAGGGACCACGGCAGUUCCGUUGGAUUAGCUCCAGUUCCAGGGCCGGUGAAAAGUUGGCCGUUGCCAAGGCUGUCCAGAAGCAUGACUUUAACCGGGCGGUCAGUGAGGCGGAACAGAUCGUUGGAUAUCCGACGUCGUUUCUGAAUCUGCGGUUCCUGCUCAGUGACGAGAUUGCCAAUGUGGCGCUGCACCUGCGGAAGCUGACCGGAAGUAACCAUCCGUUGCUUAAGUCGGCAAAAUCCCUCAUCUUUAACGACAAAAGCCAGCAAGCGUGGGGUCUGAUCAUCUUGCUAAUCUCCAAAGCUGCUGGCCACACGGCCUCCGUUCCGGAAACGGACCAUGAUCGAAACGUGGGCGUGUUGCACUCCCAGCGAGCCCUGGCAGAAGUUACGGAAAUGAUUCGUAGUUCGCACCUGAUCCAUCAGGGCAUAAUAAAUCUGCAGUCGAUGGACAACGCCGGAAAUGACCUCAGCGGGGAUAGCGAUAUGAUCUUUGGAAACAAGAUUGCCCUGCUGGGAGGGGACUAUCUACUGGCACAUGCCAGUAAGCAAAUCGCAUCGUUGAGGAACCAGGACCUCAACAUGCUUAUGACGUCGGCUUACAGGGACCUAGCGGAGUCUGCCUUUAUCGGCGAGAGUGAUGAUCAGAAUAGCCCUAUUCCAAGUAAGCCGGAGACGCCUGCAGACACGAUCACUCCGGAUUGCUCGUUGGAUGAGCUGGAUUUUGGAGAUGUACAGAACAACAAGGAGCCCAUGAUCAUCGAGGGAGUUAUGGGCCAUCCGGAGAAGGAGUGGACCCUCAGACACGUUCUCGGCGGUGGUAGUCUGCUGGGAAAAAGUUGCCAUGGGGCGUUGAUGCUGGCGGGUCACCCUGAAGAUCUGCAAAAGCAAGGUUAUCUUUUCGGAAAACACAUGUCCCUGGCCUGGCAGGCCUCGAUCGAGGUGCAACCGUUCCUACUGAGUGAACUUCCUCUGGGAGCCACCUUCAGCCUUGUGUCAGCACCUGUCCUGUUCCACCUGGAGUACGACCCCAGCAUUUACUCGAUCAUCGAAAAGGGACGCAAUUCGGUCGAGGACGUGGAUUAUCGGGCGUUGCACCAUCACAUUAGCCGGGGACCUGGUCUCGAGCGGACACGAAGCCUACAGAGCAAGCACAGCAUGGCCGCGAUGAAGGUUCUGGACCGGUUUGCACCGACCGAUGCCCAAGCGGCGCUGCAGAACAUCAUUGUGGCGAUGCAGCAGUUGUAAAGCGUUCUUAUCAUCUUUGUAACAUUUUUUUUUAAA